This is a messenger RNA of Patella vulgata (common limpet), 1825 nucleotides long. RefSeq lists its product as uncharacterized. The transcript has 13 exons. Gene Ontology annotation, biological process: carbohydrate metabolic process. The record is from RefSeq and is a predicted model, not a curated record. Gene Ontology annotation, molecular function: hydrolase activity, hydrolyzing O-glycosyl compounds. The coding region runs from base 46 to 1767 and encodes 573 amino acids. NCBI's taxonomy places the organism in Eukaryota, Metazoa, Mollusca, Gastropoda, Patellidae.
CAAAUCUCAUGUGGAUAAUGGUAUGCCUUUAAAGUAAAGGGUAAGAUGAUUCAUAGAACAUUCGGGACUGUUUACACUUAUUUCGUACUAUUUUUAUUGGUGUGGACUGUGAAUGGCCAAGAGGAGACGUUUGGAGAUUUUGAAACGUUGACAAGUGGUCAGGGUUGGUAUUAUAAAGGAUGUACAGUAGACUUGAACACGGAUAGUUUUACUGGACACCACAGCCUACACGUCAUUAAUAGACAAGCUGCAUGGGGUGGAAUAUAUUUUGAUGUUUCUGUCAAGCCGUUAACCAAUUAUUAUUUUCACGCAAGAAUCAAACUUCUGAACAUUUCUCCAAGGAAACUGACAAGUAAUGUACAAGUUACGAAUUUGGUUAAUUCAACCGGACACGGUUCUCGGCACCAAAAACUUGGUGAGGUGAGAUUUAUGCAGCCAAACAUAUGGCAGGAGAUUGGUGGGGAUUUUACUACCCCGCCUGACGUGACCGGGGUAUCGAUUUAUGUUCAGCUUCAGGACAUCGAUGUUAAUUAUUUGUUAGAUUCUGCUGUAUUUAAUGAGGUACCAUCAUUAUCACCAACAUGGCGCCAAGAUUCCGACACUCUAAUAGACAAACUCCGAAAAGAUGAUAUUCAUAUAAGGGUACAGGAAGAAUUUGGUUCGUCGAAUCUUACAGUUGAGUUACAACAAUUGAAGAGUGAAUUUGCCUUUGGUUCUGCUGUCAAUGCUGAGUAUAUAGUUAAUCCUAAUUAUAAAGGUUAUCAAGAUUUCUUCUAUGAUACAUUUGAAUGGGGUGUCCUUGAAAAUAAACUUAAAUGGAAACAGAUGGAGUGGUCGCAUGGACAUGUUAACCACGACUUGGCGUCGAAUGCUAUAAAUGCUAUGGUAGCUAAAGGGACUAAGAUAAGAGCUCACAACAUAUUCUGGGGUAUAGAGAAAAAUAUUCCCAAAUGGCAGUCGAGUAUCCCAGAUGAUCAAAUUAAAGGAACGUUGGUGGACAGAUUAAAUGAUAUUGUACCUUUUACUAAGGGAAAAGUUGAACAUUGGGACGUAAACAAUGAAAAUAUUCAUGGUAACUAUUAUGAAGAAAAAACUGGAUAUGUUAAUCUAACAAUGUGGAUGUUUCGUGAAACUCAUAAACUGGACCCCAAAGUAAAAUUGUUUUUAAAUGAUUUCGCAGUAGUUAAUGAGAGAUAUUCUGGAGAGGCAUAUUAUAAUCAAGGAAUGUUGUUUAAAACCACACCAGACGUACCCAUCUAUGGACUAGGUGUACAGAGUCAUUUAAAAACACACGUAGAUCCAGAGGUUCUAAAAUUUAGGUUAGAUCGGCUUGCGAGAAUUGGUUUACCUAUUUGGAUAACUGAACUAGACAUAAGUAAUUAUGAUGUAAACGCUAAAGCUGACUAUCUUGAAGAUGUUUUAAGGCUAUACUUCAGCUAUCCCUCUAUAGAAGGCAUUAUGUUCUGGGGAUUUUGGAGUGGACACAUCAGUAAACCAGCGGCGGCCUUGGCAGAUGGUUCUCCAAACACUGUAAAGGCAAAUCCAGCUGGAGAAAGGCUGCGAAAAUUAAUAAAACAAGACUGGAGAACAAAUGAAUCGAAAUCUUUAUCUUCUGGUGCUACAACUAUACGUGCGUUCAGGGGAGAUUACUCAUUAAAACUAUUGAAGAAUGGUCAAAUUAUCUACUCUGAAAACUUUACUUUGUCAAAAGGUGGUAGAUAUUUAGACUUGCACCUGACAGGUUCAACGGUUUCAAUUAUUGGUUAAACUCCAGAGAAAACGAAUAUUUUUGUCUGCGAUGCUAAUAAAGAAUUGCUGUUGUUAA